This is a messenger RNA of Penicillium samsonianum, 1939 nucleotides long. RefSeq names its product sphingolipid C9-methyltransferase 1. Gene Ontology annotation, biological process: cellular response to biotic stimulus. Bases 77 to 1612 code for a protein of 511 amino acids. The record is from RefSeq and is a predicted model, not a curated record. Lineage: Eukaryota; Fungi; Ascomycota; Eurotiomycetes; Eurotiales; Aspergillaceae. The transcript is spliced from 4 exons.
AAUAAACAGCAUAUAUCUCACGUCUCACGGGAGAAUCCACGAAUUUCACUGAAAGAAAAGUCAUCAUCAACUUAAAAUGGCGUCUGGCGGCAUCGGAAAUGUCAACCUUCAUGGUGACAUCGAGUUUAUCCAGACCGCAGCAGCAAAGCCAUCGAAAUUUGGGAACCCUGCAGAUUGCGGAAUUCCUUCUACGGGGUCGCCGGCCAUCCACAAUCCGCCCCUCCCCGCCGAGGGCGCCGGCAAUAUCAGCUUCAGCAAUUCACUGUUGCUCAGCGGCUUACUCGGCAUUCCCGCCUCUCUGACAUAUAUACUAGGUGGUGGAAUCAAAACGGGAAUCUUCAUCGGUCUACUUACCACGGUGCCGAUUCUAGUGUCAUUCUGGGCAUGGACAUCCACACGCAGUCCUCGCAUCAACGACAAGGUCAAAUUACCCGGUCGCCCCAUAGAGGAGUACGUGACCUUCAAGAGCAAGGCCAACCGUUCAAAAUGGCAAGGCAGAAACCGAGUCCCUCUACAGACCUUUUGCGAAAUGUACCUCGAUGGUGCCGUCGACUUCAACGGAGAUUGUCUCGAUAUCAUGGAGUUCCGGCAUGAUUGGGCGCACUUCGGUUUUACCUGGGAUUUGUUCAAGUACAUAUUCUUGACCUUCGCAAGAGAUGUCUUGUUCCACACAAAGUCCCAGGACGAAGAACAAAUCCGCCCAAACUACGACCGGGGCAAUGAUCACUAUGCCUGGUUCCUCGGUCCUCGCAUGAUCUACACCUCCGGUAUCAUCUCCGAUACCGAGAGAGAAGAAACACUAGAAGAGAUGCAGGAUAACAAGAUGGCGAUUGUUUGCGAGAAGAUCUCACUCAAGGAAGGAGAGACCAUGCUGGACAUUGGCUGUGGGUGGGGAACGUUCGCAAAAUUCGCGAGUCUUAACUACGGAGCGAAGGUCACAGGUCUUACCAUCGCGCGACACCAGACGGCAUGGGGCAAUGAUGCUCUCCAGCAGGCCGGGGUUUCUCAGUCUCAAAGCCGUAUCUUGUGUAUGGAUUACCGUGACAUUCCUCAUAUGCAGUACGACAAAAUCACGCAGCUUGAAAUGGGAGAGCAUGUUGGUAUUCGCAAACUGACAACCUUCUUCCGCCAAUGCUAUGGUAUGCUUAAGGAUGAUGGUGCUAUGUAUGUGCAACUUUCUGGCCUCCGUCAAGCUUGGCAGUAUGAAGAUUUCAUCUGGGGUCUCUUCCUGAACAAGUAUAUAUUCCGCGGCGCGGACGCAUCCACUCCUCUUUGGUAUUAUGUGAUGUGCUUAGAACGGGCUGGAUUUGAGAUCAAAAGUGUCGAUACUGUUGGGGUACAUUACUCUGGCACACUUUGGAGAUGGUAUCGGAAUUGGAUUGGCAACGGCGAUACAAUCAAGGCCAAAUAUGGCGAGCGCUGGUUCAGAAUUUGGGAGCUCUUUCUGGCGUGGUCGGUCAUCGCAUCUCGUCAAGGCUGCGCGACGUGUUUCCAGAUUGUGGUAGUGAAGAAUCUGAACUCAACCCACCGUAUCAACGGGGUCAAAUCACAGUUCGGAUUGUCUGCUGCUCUUCAGGCGAGUCAAAACGCAGGAAAGUCCAGACUACUGUAGACUUUUAGUGAGACUAUUAAUCAUAUGUCUCUGGCUCUCGGUUUCUAGCAUCAGUUGCUCCCCAUUAUCAGGCAUAUAGGCCCGACUGAAGGAUAUUCACCACGACACAGCUUGACUUCAAGGCUCCAUUGAUCUGAAUGAAUCACAUUGAUCUCCAACAUCUGCAAAUAGAAUGACAAUGCGGAGCCAUGUCCACCAGAACGACCACUAUUGGCGUAUAUGAGAGCCCAAUAUGUAUCCUGCCAUAAAUUGACUACAUAAACAUCAAAAGAAGUUCAAAAUAAUCUUUACUAACCUCCCUAUCCUCUUCGAGGAGUUAAUAAAAAC